AUUCGUAUCACCAGUUCGAACACAUCAGUCUCCCCGUCUGGACACCCGUUCAAAAUCCAAAUCAAAAUUUCAAAUUUAUUCUCUAAAUUUUAGGAAGUGCGUGUGUUCGGGUACAAAAAUUACAAGUUUUUCCAAAAAUAUACAACGAAGUGUAGCAAAAAUUCACGUUUGGCAUCAGUGCUCGAGUUAAGGUUACCUCUUCCCGGGAAUAAUGGACAAGUCUGAUAAGUCCGACAAAAAUGAGAAGCCCGAGAAACCCUUAAAAAUAGCAGGAAACUUCCUGUACAUGUUCGAGUUCGUGGUGGACGACCUGCUGAUCACGCGCCAGAACCUCUGUGCUCCGGAGGAGUAUCCCACUUGCACGGAGAUCACGUUCCGGUCGUCGGUGUACGUGAAUCUCUGCGAUCGGGAGGUGGGCACCUGUGUUAACCCCUGCUCGCCCAAGUGCGGGAAGUGCGCCCUGUUCACCCUGGACUCGCCGAUCACGGACAAGGAUGUGCUGCAGGUGCACGUCUACAAAAAACGCACGGAGAGCUGCAAGUUCCUGAUAGGACUGUCGGAGCUGAAGGUGAAGCCGAUCUUCGACAGGGUCAAGGAGUCCUUCGACGCGGAGAAUCCCAACUGGGAGGGGGCCAUGCUGGGCCACAUCGCCCAGUUGCCCAAGAUGAAGGGGCCCAACAGCAAGGGUCUCCUGGACAACUGUGCCUGCUACGAGAAGUUGAACGAACGCCACGAGCAGUGGUGCCCCACCUCGGAGUUGUCCAAGCGGCUGCUGCCCCUCUUCAAUCUCUGCAAGAUGCAGACCGGCAAUAUAGUGCUGAUCCUCCGGUUGGUCUGCAAUGGUCCGGCCAUAGUGUCCACCUUUCCCUUCAGCAAAGUCUGCUCCCGCAAUCCCAAGUGCCCGGAGCCCUGCUGCGGACCCUGUGGACCCUGCCCUCCGCCUCCCUGCUGCGGGUCGUGUCCCCCUCCUCCCGGCUGUGGGCCACCAUGUCCGCCUCCCUGCGGUCCCUGUGGUCCGUGUGAUCCCUGUGAUCCGUGCGAUCCCUGCAGCCCCUGCUGCGGCGGAGGAACCGCCACCGGGGGACCCAUGGAGAAGAAGGGCUGCAAGGGCCCGUGCGCCCAGCCCCCCUGUCGUGAGUGUAAAAUGGUGGAUCCCUGUGCCAAGCGGUACGAACCGCCGGCCAAGUGCCUCAGGUACUACUCCUGCAACCUGGACAAGCUGUGUCCCUGCGAUUACUGCGAGGACGAGUUCGACAGGGAAUGUCCCACUGUUCCCACGAAGCGCUGUAACAUGUCGCCCAUCGAGCAAAAGCUGCAGAAAUGCGGUCCUUGCGGGGGAAUCCCGCCGUAUCCCCGUUUCAUCCAGGAGAAACUGGAGGCUGAACUUCUGGGCAAGCCGGACAAGGACAAGGAUGCCAAGAAGGACAAGGAUGGUAAAAAGGACAAGAAGGCAAAGGAUGGUAAAGACGCCAAGGGCAAGAAGAAGCGGCAGUCGGGAGGAGCCGUCUACUGCGUAGGGGAUCAUAACGGUCCCGCCGACGCGUACGAGGAAUGCGAUCCUGCCUGCGAAGGUGUCCUCCAGGCGACCCGGAAAAUGAGGUACAAGGAGCCCAGUGGUUCUGCAUGCCACGGUAGGGAGCAGGAGUACGAUAUGGCCUGCGAUGAAGCGCGAAAACGAGCUGUGCGGAAAUUGCGCCACUUACUGGUGAAGUACAAUAUCCAAAUUGAGAAUUGAAGGCCUUUGGAAUCGAGAU
Drosophila suzukii is the source of this 1754-nucleotide messenger RNA. RefSeq lists its product as uncharacterized. The record is from RefSeq and is a predicted model, not a curated record. Lineage: Eukaryota; Metazoa; Arthropoda; Insecta; Diptera; Drosophilidae.